Messenger RNA from Diabrotica virgifera virgifera (western corn rootworm), 1521 nucleotides. RefSeq lists its product as uncharacterized. NCBI's taxonomy places the organism in Eukaryota, Metazoa, Arthropoda, Insecta, Coleoptera, Chrysomelidae. The transcript is spliced from 2 exons. The record is from RefSeq and is a predicted model, not a curated record. Bases 141 to 740 code for a protein of 199 amino acids.
AGAUACCUACAGCCCCGUCAUUGAGGAGUUUUCGAGCGGGAAGUAUUCGAUAGUUUAUCACGGCCUGGUGGACUGCGGCCAACAGUACCAGCCCAUGACAUCAUUUAAAAUUAUCUAAGCGAAAAUACUGAAAGAGAGAGAUGAAUGUUCCAUCAUUGACCGACCUGUCUAUCAAAAAAAUCUGUGAAACAACAGUAUCAGCAUCAUAUUUCAUCGAGCAGUCCCCCUUGCCGUGGACAUUAACAAAAAUAAUAUUAAAAAAAUUUCCUUUAUAUAAAUGGGAAACGAUGAUAAGCAGUGCUAAAAAUGAUCCUAUUCCUUCAUAUAAAGGAAUAGAAUUUAUUGCUUGCUCUAAACACAUACCGUCACAUUUAAGAAAUGUCGUAUUAGGAAAGUCAGAUUGGGGGAGUAUAUUUGAAGAUGAACACUCCAGUUAUUGUGUAUGGGCUAAUGGAUAUUAUCUUAAGCAGCAUCGCCUAAACGUAUGUAAAUCAUGUUUUUUUGCAUUCAAAAAUGCUCAUGAGACCUUAAAUAAAUUUUUACUGGUGCGUUACGACCAUACUCACGAAGUUUAUGAUGCUGAUGAUAUCGUUGAAUGCGUAUAUCAGCAACCAUAUUAUUGGUGCAAUAGUUGCUUUACUCAAGUUUUAUUCGAUUUAAAAGAUUACGAGUCUUGCGUUAAUGCAUUACAUGAAAUGCCUAGAAAUAACAGGUUUGAUGAUUCUGAACCAGAAGUCUGAAGUAGGCAGUAAUAUUGAUUCUUUUUUAAGGAACAAACUGCUACUCAACACUCCAUUCGGUCAUAUAGCCAUAACGUCUAUAGUAUAGAACAAACAAAAAUUGCGCUAAGUCCUUAUGACGAUAAAAGAUAUUUAAUUCCAAAUAGUUUUAGAACCCUACCAUUGGGACAUUACAGUAUUUUAGAAUAGAUUUUUAUUGCAGAAGAACGUUGAAAUGUCUCACAGAUGUGUUACACCAGACCUAUGGACUCCCGCUAAUCUGCAACAAAUAGCAGCCAAUAAAAUUUAUUGGGAUGUAGUUGAUGCUAAUACAAAGACAUUUACGCUUCCAAGUGGAGAGCAACAUCCUCUCCCUCAAGAUGUGAUUGGUAUUGAACGAUGGUACAGCAAGCAAGGAUGUACCGCGAAUUUUAAGAUUCCCAAGCAAAUACGAUUCAGUUUAAACGUAAAUUGUAUAAGAGAAUUAAAACUACAAAUUGUGAAGAACUGUGAAAAAGUGAUGUCAUGCGGGUGUCGAAGAUGCGGGGCUCCCUAUGGAUUCCCCCCAAUUUACAAAAAAUAGCGAAUACAAUCCUAAGUAAAUUGUCUAAGAGAAUUAAAACUACAAAUUGCAAAUAUUUAAAAAUUGAUUUUUGAGACGAAUUAUGUUCAUAAGCUACUAUCUCUCUUUUGUACUAAACGCAUAACAAUAUCCACUUGCUAUCUCUCUCUUUCUUGUAUAUAUAUUGUAAAAUAGUGUGUAAUAUAUAUAUUAUGGUAAAAUAAAAACUCUAAAUUGGUA